Messenger RNA from Pogoniulus pusillus (Red-fronted tinkerbird), 4895 nucleotides. RefSeq names its product gamma-aminobutyric acid receptor subunit rho-1. Lineage: Eukaryota; Metazoa; Chordata; Aves; Piciformes; Lybiidae. Bases 116 to 1552 code for a protein of 478 amino acids. The record is from RefSeq and is a predicted model, not a curated record. Gene Ontology annotation, biological process: regulation of membrane potential; signal transduction; nervous system process. The transcript has 10 exons. Gene Ontology annotation, molecular function: neurotransmitter receptor activity; chloride channel activity; GABA-A receptor activity. Gene Ontology annotation, cellular component: neuron projection; GABA-A receptor complex; plasma membrane.
CUUCCCAUAACCAGCAGGCCGAGAAUGUCUUAAAAAGAGGAGCAAGAUCCACGCUGGGGGGGGGUUCUGCUUCUGCUCACACGGACUAUUUCUGGAAACAGACUCCCCAGGUAACAUGUUGACUGCCCCAAAGCUGCAUUUUAGCAUCUUCCUCCUGUUGUGGGGAUGGGUUUUGUGCGCUGAAUGCAGAGGCCACCGACAAGGGAGAGAAAUCCACGAGGGGUACAAAAAAGGCAGCCGGCCGCAGCGGCAGAGGCGGGAGGCCCACGGCGAGGCGCACAAGCAGGGCAGCCCAAUCCUGAAACGAAGCCCUGACAUCACCAAAUCUCCCCUGACAAAGUCCGAGCAGCUGCUGCGAAUAGACGACCACGACUUCAGCAUGCGGCCAGGCUUCGGAGGCCCUGCAAUUCCUGUUGGAGUGGAUGUCCAAGUUGAAAGUCUGGACAGCAUUUCUGAAGUGGACAUGGAUUUCACCAUGACGCUGUACCUGAGGCACUACUGGAAGGAUGAGAGGCUCUCCUUCCCCAGCACCAACAACCAGAGCAUGACCUUCGAUGGCAGGCUGGUGAAGAAGAUCUGGGUCCCAGACAUGUUCUUUGUCCAUUCCAAGCGUUCCUUCAUCCAUGACACUACCACAGACAACGUCAUGCUGCGGGUCCAGCCAGAUGGGAAGGUACUUUAUAGCCUCAGAGUUACAGUGACAGCAAUGUGCAAUAUGGAUUUUAGUCGCUUCCCCCUGGACACACAGACUUGUUCCCUGGAGAUUGAAAGCUAUGCCUACACUGAAGAUGACCUCAUGCUCUACUGGAAGAAUGGGAAUGAUUCCCUAAAAACAGACGAGAGGAUAUCGCUGUCCCAGUUCCUGAUCCAGGAGUUCCACACCACCACAAAGCUCGCCUUUUACAGCAGCACAGGGUGGUACAAUCGCCUCUACAUCAACUUCACCUUACGCCGACACAUCUUCUUCUUCUUGCUCCAAACCUACUUCCCUGCCACCCUCAUGGUCAUGCUCUCCUGGGUGUCCUUCUGGAUCGAUCGCCGAGCAGUCCCUGCCAGAGUCCCCUUAGGGAUAACCACUGUGCUGACCAUGUCCACCAUCAUCACCGGGGUGAACGCCUCCAUGCCUCGCGUCUCCUACAUCAAAGCAGUGGACAUCUACCUGUGGGUCAGCUUCGUCUUCGUCUUCCUCUCGGUCCUGGAGUAUGCAGCAGUCAAUUACCUGACGACGGUGCAGGAGCGGAAGGAGAGGAAGCUGCGGGACAAGAUCCCCUGCGCCUGCAGCCUCCCCCAGCCGCGGGCCAUGAUGCUGGACGGCAGCUACAACGACGGGGACGUGAACGAGCUGGGGCACUACCUGUCUGAGAGCGGGGACAAGCAGGACCGGCUGAUGGUGCAGCUGGCGCUGGGCAGCGAGAGGGGCGCGGGCAGGAGGAAAGCCCAGCGGUACGUCAGCAUGCGCAUCGACACCCACGCCAUCGACAAGUACUCCAGGAUCAUCUUCCCGGGAGCAUACAUCCUCUUCAAUCUGAUAUACUGGUCCAUCUUCUCCUAACUGCCAGCCUCUCCCCCGGCCGCACAGCACCGGGGCGUUCCAAGUCACAGUCAUAGGCUGGCAGAAAGAGAACAGGCAAUUGGUCUAGCUGGAAGAUGCAGGUCUGGGGGGGCUUGUCUGGGGGGUUAACUGGAAGACUGAGGUUUGGGUGGGUUAUUAUGGGCUUUAGUUGGUUUUUUGAUUAGCUGCAAAACUCAUCUGUGGCAUAAAUAACUGUGCAGGUGUCACACUUCAGCAGAAGUAGAGGGUACACAAAGUCAACUUUGAUACUUACCUGAAGCUGUGCUAUGUUCCUUCUUGUGCCUCACGGGCCACUGGAAACUAUUUAACAGGUGACUACAAUUGCCAGUUGCUUUUAUAUACAUAUAUAUGUAUCUACACACACAUAUAUACACUCACACACACACACAUGUACACAUAUACACUCACACACACACACACAUAUAAACACACACACAUAUAUAUAUACACACAUAUAAACACACACAUGUACACAUAUACACUCACACACACACACACAUAUAAACACACACACAUAUAUAUAUACACACAUAUAAACACACACAUGUACACAUAUAUACUCACACACACACACAUAUAUAUACACACACAUAUAAACACACACACAUGUACAUAUAUAUACUCACACACACAUAUAUAUACACACAUACAUAUAUAUAUACACACACAUAUAAACACACACACAUAUACAUAUAUACACAGCCAUAUAUACAUACACACACAUAUGUACACUCAAACACACGCAUAUACACAUAUGUACACUCAUGCACAUGUAUAUACACACAUAUGUACAUUUAAACAUACAUAUAUAUACACAUAUACACACAUAUGUACACUUAAAACACAUAUAUACACACACAUGUGCACACUUAAAAACAUAUAUACACACAUAUGUACACUUAAAACACAUAUAUACACACACAUGUGUACACUUAAAAACAUAUAUACACACAUAUGUACACUUAAAACACAUAUAGACACACAUGUGUACACUUAAAAACAUAUAUACACACAUAUGUACACUUAAAACACAUAUAGACACACAUGUGUACACUUAAAAACAUAUAUAUACACAUAUGUACACUUAAAACACAUAUAGACACACAUAUGUACACUUAAACACACAUAUAUAUACACACAUACACGCAUAUGUACACUCACACACACAUAUACACACACAUAUGUACACUUAAAACCACAUAUAUACACACAAAUGUACACUCAUAGACACACAUAUGUACACUCACACACAUAUACACACACGUAUGUACACUUAAACAUACAUAUAUAUACACAAACAUAUACACACAUAUGUACACUCACACAUAUAUACACAUAUAUAUACACUUAAACAUAUAUAUACACACAUAUGUACACUCGCACGCAUAUAUAUACACACAUAUGUACCCUCACACACAUAGACACACACAUCUAUACACACAUAUGAACACUUGCACACACACACACACAUAUAUAUACACAUACAUACAUAUAUAUGUGUGUGUGUGUGUGUGUAUAUAUAUACACACACAUAAAAAUGGUGCAUGCUCCAUGUUGUGCCCCUGAAGCCUCGUUCUUGGAGCACACCUCGGCAGACUCAGCACUACAGCAGCAAGCAGAAGAAUGUGCCACUUCUUGCAGCUCUGCAGGAUGAGGUUGGAAAUAAGCAGAAACACAAAACACAAGUCACGAGAAACACUUUGGCAAGGUUAUUGGUGACUGCAGCACUGCACUGACAGCUCCACCUAGGAGUGCUUCAGACUUGUGCUGUCUUGAUCAAGGAAAUAUUUCCAGGCUGUUUUGGCUAUCUUCUUAAAACUUGGCUUGCAGUGGAUAUUUAUCAGCGAAUGAACAAACCCCCAAUGCUAACCAAAGCCUCUGGGAAGCACAGGAGCCCUCUUUGAGUCUGUUUAUUCGCAGAAUCAGAACCAUUCCAGUUGGAAAGGGCCCUCAGGAUCACCAAGUCCAACCCAGAACCCCACUCUAAAAGGUGCACCCUAAACCAUAGCCCCAAGCAUCACAUCCAAACCACCUUUAAACACAUCUAGGGUUGGUGACUCCACCACCUCCCUGGGCAGCCCAUUCCAAGGCCUGAACACUCUUGCUGUGAAAGAUUUUUUCCUCGUGUCCAGUUUAAACCUACUCAGUGGCAGCUUGAGGCCAUUCCCUCUUAUUCUCUCACUAAGUCCCUGUGAGCAGAGACCAGCACCAACCUUUCCACAAUGUCCUUUCGGGUAGCUGCAGCCAGCCAUGAGGUGUGCCCUCAGCCUUUGUUUCAAACUAAACAGCUCCAGCUCCUUCAGUUGAUGCUUGAGGUCCUUUCCAGUCCUGACAAUUCUGUGUUUCUCCAGGAGAUUUUUUUUCCCAAGAGUUAACAAAACCCAAACAUCCAAACAAACCCAACCUAUUUUCUUAGGCCAGAAACAUUUCAGACAGAGGAAGGCAGAAAAGGUGAUGCUAGAACAAGCAGCUGAUAGGGAGGGCAUAGAUUGGUUUAGGUUGGAAGGGACCUCAAAGCUCAUCCAGUUCCAACCUCUUGCCAUGGGCAGGGACACCUCCCACUUAGAACAGUUCACUCAAGGCCACCAGGUUUGGCCUCUCUAUUCUUUAUUCCAACAACAUAUUGCCCCCCUCUUAUGGGUCCAAGAUUUCUUGGGCCCUCCUCGCACAGGAAUGAUUUAGAGUCCCUUAUUGUACCAACCCAUCUAUUUCUACAGUUUUAAGGACAGCACAAAGAGGAGUGCCAGAUUUCCUAGUAAGCUCUCCAGCUUCCUAAGAAGCUUACUGCUGUGUCGCUUGCUGCAGCACUGCACAUCCCCUUUCUAGACUCAUUAAUCUCAUACUUACAUACAUUUAUCAGCAUCUGACCAGUAAUACUAAGGGAGCUUUGGAGGUAGAAAUGGGAGCUGGACUUUUGAACGCUCUGGCUAUUCAGUGGGAGACUGGUUUCUAGCUUCCCAUGGGAUUUUCAGUGCUGUCCUCCCAGCACAUCUCCCAGCCUCCACGGUUGGUUUGGCAUUGCUGAUUUGCUUUCUUUGGGAAACUCUAGUGCCUUUUCAGUCUCAUGUAAAUGUGUAUAUAGAUGCAGUCUCCAAGUACAGGAGAUGUCACACACAGUCAGUUUGCUACCAGCACCUGGACUCAUUAAACACUCACACACACACACUGGGUUUUGGCUUUUAACCUGUCAGUGUCUGGGGUGUGCAUCAGAUUUAUUCACAUUCUGCUCCAUUCCAUUUCCACAAUAAAACAGAGUGAUUGGUUUGGUUUGGUUUGUUUCUAGAAACAACUCAGCAUCACAAUAAAAGUUCACAUUUGUACA